Molecule: messenger RNA, 1359 nt
Organism: Branchiostoma floridae (Florida lancelet)
Lineage: Eukaryota; Metazoa; Chordata; Leptocardii; Amphioxiformes; Branchiostomatidae
Product: retinol dehydrogenase 14-like
Source: RefSeq, a predicted model, not a curated record
ACAGUCACGACUGUUUUGUCGCUUGUUUUGCAUUACAAUGUUAUUUGACUUAGCAGUUGUUACAUGACUCAGCAGUUGUUACAUGACUCAGCAGUUGUUACAUGACUCACCUCUUGUAUAAGAGAGAUGGAAAGAAACAGCGGAAGGACAGCUGAGGACUAAAAUUCAACCGUGCACGUUGCGUUUACCGGACCAUAUCAUGGGCGGGGGACCAAGCAGGAGAUGUCGUGGUGGCAUCUGUCGCAGCGAGGCAAAACUGGAUGGAAAGACUGUCAUCAUCACAGGGUCAAACACUGGCAUUGGCAAGGUCACUGCCAAGGACUUGGCCAGGAGAGGUGCGAGGGUGAUCAUGGCCUGUCGUGACCUGACCAAGGCGGAGGCCGCCGGUAUCAUGUACUGCCCCCAGUGGAAGACUGCGGAUGGUUUUGAGAUGCAGUUCGGCACGAACCACCUCGGCCACUUCCUUUUCCUUCUCACCAACCUCCUAUUGGACAAGAUCAAGGCCUCCACUCCGAGCCGCAUCGUGGUGGUGUCAUCAAUCGGCCACGAAUCAGGACGGAUGUAUUUUGAUGACCUCAAUCUGACCAACAACUAUGGACCAAACCGAGCCUACUGCCAGAGCAAGCUGGCUAACGUGCUGUUUGCUAAUGAGCUGGCCAAGAGGCUGGAAGGAACUGACGUGAUCGUGAACUCCCUCCACCCGGGCUUCAUCGAGACCGAUCUGCAGCGAAACAUGGAGGAGGGGUGCGGGUGCGUGUACACCUGCUGCAAGUGCUGCUUCUGGUGCUUUGUCAAGUCGUUCGGCAAGAAUCAGUGGGAGGGAGCCCAGACGACCAUCCACUGCGCCGUCGACGAACAGAUAGAGGGAUCCGGUCUCUACUUCUCUGACUGUGUCCCAAAGCAGCCAGCUCGACAGGGGAGAGAUGAAGCUGCAGCCAAACGACUGUGGGACCUCAGCGAGGAGAUGGUCGGGCUCAAGACGGACUGAAGGACAAAUAGCUUAUUGGUUUAAAGAAUGUUUUUUGCUUACCUGUGUACAACACUGACUAGUGCACUGCGUAGUUCUCAUCGUUAGAUGUGUGGAAUUCGAUUCCUCUACUUCAGUAACUGAUUUUAAUAGUGUGUUACAUCUUGGUAUAUUACAUAGUCGUAAGCUUGAAGACUGCUAUUGACACAGUGAUUGUAUAGUUACUGUUAUAACAAUGUAAUAUUUUGUCCUGUCAGUAGUGUGCUAAAAUGUGACUGUAAGUCCAACAACGGAAAUUACACUCAAAGAGGUGUAUUUUUCAUAUGAUCACAGCAACAAUUACAAAAUGUAUCUUAAUACACCUGUCACAACAAUAAAACAAAUAUCAUUCU